AUGCAAGGCCCCGCGGAUGUCCGCGGAGCUCAACACGUCCAUGGUUUCUACAAUCCACCACCACCACAAGUUAAGAUGAAACGGAACAACAGAGGCGAUAUAAUUUCGUUGGCUGGUCGGUGGACCCGGCCACCUCUAUCAUGUCUCGCCUGUCGCGAGAAGAAACGUCGAUGCGAUCGUGCCCAACCAUGCUCCAAUUGUCUGCAGAGACGCAUUCCGUGCGAAUAUUCCGGGUCUAGUCCGGAAGCUGCAGGUACAUCAGAUUCAUUGCAUGGAUCCACCCAUAAUGGGCCCAGUGAGUCCCUUGAGGCGCAUCCGACAAACCAAUCGGAGCUAGGUCUUAGAUGUCUCCCGCCUUUGCGUCAGGCGAGGGAGCUAUUCAACCAUUUCGCAAAUACAUUGCAGCCAACCUUUGGAGUCCUUCAUAUACCGACUGCUCGCAAUCUUAUGGAAAAGACCUACAAGUGCAUGCUCGAGGGCGAAGAGCCCCACGUAGCGGAUCUAAUGUUGAUGUUUGCAAUUUUUGCUGGCGCAGCGCUCGUUUGGACACCACGGGUUCUAGAAGAUCUGAACACCACGAAGGCCGGGGCUAAGGCAGCUUUCAUGGCAUACGUCCGCACUGCACUUGCCAUAUUAGAACAUCCAGAUCAGCUCAUCCAACCGUCAACUACAGCUCUGGUAGCUAUUGGCACACUGGGUCAUUUGCUCAUGAACACUGAUGGCUUUCCCAUCAAGGUCCAUCUUCUUCGCCAUCGCUGUCUUUUGAUGUCUCGGGAUAUGCAAAUCCAUCGGUUAGACACUGCUCAAUCUCGCGAAGAAAGAAGAAUCAAGGGCUGCGACAUGAUAGAUGUUGAAGUCCAAAGGCGCGCGUGGUGGAACAUGGUGGCAUCUGACUGGCUUCUUUCGUUCUCCGGUGGCCCCCAGGAAGGUGCAUACACUUUCCAGCCAAAACAUAUGAAUGUCAAUCUACCCAGCAAUACAGACGAUGAAAUGAUCACGACAUCGGGGGUUCAGCAGGCAUACCCACUAUCCGUUCCCACGUCCAUGUCAGCCUUCAUUGCUCGAGUACAGGGUUCUGAACUCUGUCGUGAAGUGAUCGAUGCCCUACCGUCGAUCUUGCUGGACUCCCAGUACGCAGAUUACAGCGUCAUUCUAGAGCUGGAUGCCAAGUACCAGACAUACAUGGACAACCUUCCUUUCUUCUUCAAGCUUGAUCCUGCCAGCAUUGAGCAAAGCCGACAAAUAUGCAAAGAGCGACCCUAUAUUGCCUGGCAAAGAGUCUCUGUCCACUUCAGCCUUCAUACUCGCCUUUGUCGACUCCACCGACAGUAUCAUCUUGAAGGCGCGACGAACCCGAAAUAUGCAUAUUCCCACAAAGUCUGUAUCCAGUCCGCACAGAAGGUCUUGGAAUUACGACGUUCCAUGGACGAGAUCUCUGCUGAGGUUGAACUCAAUCCCGGACGGUUCUGGACGGUGAUGCAUCACGUCUUCUUUGCAGCCUUGAUCCUGGCCAUGGAUGUAUCGUUCAAUCCUCAAGCACCCGAUGCCGAGGCUCGCAAAGCAAAGGUGCUUGCCGCCUAUCAAACACUGGAAAAGUCCAAGCAGGACUCGAGUAAUCUGAUGGAAGGCAUUCAAAAGAAUUUGCAGACACUCAUGUCAACGCUGCACAAAAGUCGGUCACAGGUUCCUGUGAGGGAUCCUGGCGCCGCGCGAGGCGAUGCUUUUACCGAACCCAGCCAAGCCUCCUACCGACCUGGUGAGUUGACAACUCACGAUCUUGCUGCUCAGCCGUCUUCCACGGUGGCUGCCAACAGUGGCUUCGACCUAGGCACGGUCAACGAUAUAGACCAAGAAGGCUGGGAGCAGCUCUGGUCGGAGUUUGUCGCCGUUGCGCCAGAGCUGGAUGUUCCACAGUGGAGCUCCUUGCUGGAAGAUGUGGAUUUCAACCCUCAGCUGGAUGUGUACUAG
Molecule: messenger RNA, 1968 nt
Organism: Penicillium argentinense
Lineage: Eukaryota; Fungi; Ascomycota; Eurotiomycetes; Eurotiales; Aspergillaceae
Exons: 3
Coding region: 1-1968 (655 amino acids)
Biological process (GO): regulation of DNA-templated transcription
Molecular function (GO): zinc ion binding; DNA-binding transcription factor activity, RNA polymerase II-specific
Source: RefSeq, a predicted model, not a curated record